AUGGCUACUACUUUGUUCAACAAUCAAUAUCGUAUUGACCUACCUUCCACCGAUACGCCUACAGCUUCAAUGUUUGUUUCACUUACUCCUUCCGAAAUCGGUCUCUUAAACCAUCCCCCAUACAUUCUUACCAUAUCUCUUGACAUCCUCCUCGAUCCUACAUACAAUCGCCAAUCCCUUCCUCCAAGGCCUCAGAAUGCGUGGAUUAUUUUUCGUAGAAAUUUUGAAGGCCAGCUACGUGCUCAACACCCCACUAGAUUAUAUACUAUUCGCGACGUCUCGAAAAUUGCCAGCGAUCAGUGGAAGGUUCAGUCCGAUGCGGUCAAAGAAUACUUUUGCGUGCUUUCUAAAUUGGCCCGAGAACGACACUGGCUUGCUUUUCCUGAUUACGUUUACAAACCAAAAAGGACUAAGCAGAGAAAAAGAAACGAAAAAUUUGUAUUCAAAAAUAUGGGUGAAGCUGAAUUUAAAAAUCGACAAAAUAAUAGAAUGCAUACACAAAGAAAUAUUGAGAGCAACAGGAGCACGGUCGUUAUAAAUACCGACGAACAUUUUGUAUAUGAGAACACGUACAAUGACACUUGGCUCGAAGGCUCAUUUCAGGAAGACAAUGAUUACGAUGA
This is a messenger RNA of Paraglomus brasilianum, 623 nucleotides long. The record is from the annotation of a GenBank genome assembly. NCBI's taxonomy places the organism in Eukaryota, Fungi, Glomeromycota, Glomeromycetes, Paraglomerales, Paraglomeraceae.